Hermetia illucens (black soldier fly) is the source of this 6631-nucleotide messenger RNA. RefSeq names its product neuroligin-4, Y-linked. Gene Ontology annotation, molecular function: neurexin family protein binding; signaling receptor activity. The record is from RefSeq and is a predicted model, not a curated record. Bases 1751 to 4963 code for a protein of 1070 amino acids. The transcript is spliced from 12 exons. Gene Ontology annotation, biological process: synaptic vesicle endocytosis; presynaptic membrane assembly; modulation of chemical synaptic transmission. Lineage: Eukaryota; Metazoa; Arthropoda; Insecta; Diptera; Stratiomyidae. Gene Ontology annotation, cellular component: postsynaptic membrane; cell surface; synapse.
UUCUUCUUGGACGUUCUCAUAAGAUAGUAUUUUCAAUACGAAAUUGUUGUUGUUGUGAUCUUUUGGGUUAGUUUUUUCCCACUGUGGUCAGCGCUUUGUGUCACAUUUGUCAAAAGGUGAGAAGCGUGGUAGCCUGAAUUCAGGACUCCAAAGACGGUGUUUUGUGCUUGCAUCUGAACGCGGUACGGUGCAUGUCAUCAGUGGAAAGCAAAAGGACAAUCCUAUUCAGUGGUUUUGUGCUAGUGUCGAGUGUUUUGAAUGGAGUCGUGAAAUUCAGUGCAAAUUCCUGUGAUAGAAUAGUUUGCUUAGGAAACUAUACAAAUACGGACUUGAAUCGGAUGCUGCGAUUGCAGAUGUUUUUUCGAUUUGUACCAUGAUAGGAUAGGCGUCACGAGCACUAUCCUUGCUCAAACGGUUUGUCUAAAAGUCACACUGCCGCCCACUAUCGGUAAGGGGGUUGAUUUUCGGAUGUGUCACUCCGAUGCCGGGUCCUAAGCGCUGUUUACCCAUACUGCCGAAGGAUUCACUACUGCUGUGACUUUUCAACUUUUCUGGAAUAGUUUAUUCGAGAGUGUGACUCAAGGAUCAACCCAUUCCUACACCCGGCUUAAGGAGACUGUUUCGAUGUUGGAAUACGUAAUACGAAGUCUCUCCGUGUAGUGACACGGGAAUUUACUUAGCCCAGCCUCAGUAUGUGUCCCGAGUAAGUGCAAUCCGAAAACAUGAAUUAUUUAUAAAGAGUUUGCUCUCCUCACGGCCAAAACAGAAGGAUUAAGGGUUUCUCAUAACGAUGGUCUCCAUGCUAUACAAAUAUGUAUUGUCUUAGCUCAAUUCAGGAGAUGGAGCAGUUUCAAUGUGGGAUGGAGUUUACAACCGAAACUCCAAAAGUGCCAAAUAAAACAUUCAGCCUACGACAUUGGUUAAGUAUUCGAUGUUGAUAUUGUGGUGAUCCUUAGUGGUAUAAACACACAAGUGAACGUGAAAGUAUCCUUUAAAGAUUAAUUGCUUUUCGAAAAAUCAAUUGAAUACAAAGAUUUCAUUCAGAGUCGUAUCCCAUCUAAUUUCCAUCUCUAGAAAGUGUAACAUGAAGUGAUUCCUGCCGGGAGUUUAUCAGUGUUUGUGUUUGGAGCCCCUCAGUGCCGCGCCCUUCUCAAACGUGAAUGGGAAUAUGUGUCGAUAUGUGAUCACUCGUGUACAAUGUUGUCUUCAUAAGGUGUUCAACCCCUACGUGUCGAGAUUCUAUCCUACGAGUUUUCUGCUUAUCCUCUUAACGGGGCCAGGAAUCCCAUGAAGUAGCUGUGCAUAAAAUUCCUUGUGACACAUUCAAGUUGAUUUUAGAGCAACCAAGUCACAUUGUCAAUAAGUGAAAACUCACGGUGUAGCUGGUUCGUAUAACGAGCUUCGCUGAAUUGAAUGGGAUUGUUGCUUGCCUGUGUGGUCAGCUCGGCACCGAUGAUUUGUCGACCGAAAGUAAUUGAUCAAUAUCAGCGGAAUGGACUGAUGGAGCCUGGAAUUAUAACUCAUGGAAAUUUCAACGAACUUUCCGAUUGAAAGAGACGAGAUUUAUUGUUCUGCUACAAUCGUCCGCCAUGACAAAUUGCACACUCUCCAGCGAUGCGCGGAUGAUAAAAACCGAAAUAAUAUCAUUCGCCGACACAAUACCAUGGCUCCACUCAUAGUAUUAAAUCUGAAAAAUUAGAACGUGUAUAACUAGGAUUGAACCGUAAUUUAAGUAGUCAACGAAAGAAGGAUGGAUGCGAAGAUGAUUUGUAGAACGAAUUCAGUUUUGAUCCUUCUGAUUUUUUGCACACUGUGUCAACUAACAUCGAGCUCAACGGCGAAUCUUUAUAAAAAUAUGAGACCAGGACAUCGAAUAGUGCAAACACGCUACGGAAAACUUCAUGGCGUCAUCCUGCCACUGGACCAUUUUAGAUAUUUACGAUCUGUGGAAGCGUUCCUGGGCGUCCCGUAUGCAACACCACCAACGAAAUCUAACAGAUUCAGUCCAACGAGAGCUCCAUCACCUUGGGAUGGUGUUCGACUGGCUGACCGCUAUAGUGCCGUAUGUCCACAACGAUUACCCAACAUACAGAAUGAAACGGCAGCUUUAGAAAAAAUGCCCAAGGGACGAUUAGAAUACUUAAAAAGGCUUAUACCUUUCCUACAGGAUCAAUCAGAAGACUGCUUAUAUCUAAACGUAUUUUCACCUAUUCACGCGGCAACGUCAGAAAAAAAGCUUCCUGUCAUCGUAUUUCUGCAUGGAGAGUCAUUCGAAUGGAGCAGCGGCAAUCCUUACGAUGGAUCCGUGCUCGCAGGUUACGGGGACGUUGUUGUAGUCACAUUGAAUUAUCGAUUAGGAAUACUAGGUUUUUUAAAUGCAAAUCCAAGUCCACACAUUAGAGCUCGAGUGGCGAACUAUGGUUUAAUGGAUCAAAUGGCAGCGUUGCACUGGGUGCAACAGAAUAUCAUGAAAUUCGGCGGUGACCCAAAUAUGGUUACAUUAGCAGGCCAUGGAACCGGAGCCGCAUGUAUAAAUUUUCUUAUGACGUCACCGACCAUGGUACCGGGUCUGUUUCAUCGUACCAUUCUUCUGUCAGGAUCCGCGUAUGCGUCCUGGGCGCUCGUGGAGGAUCCGGUAGUCUAUGCUUUAAAAUUAGCUAAGGAAGUUAAUUGCUCCAUACCGGAGGACUUAAUUAAGAACCAUGAACAAAUUGUCGACUGUUUACGUGACGUCGCACUCGAGGAGCUACAAAGUGCCGACAUUCAAGCCCCCAAUUUUCUCACUGCCUUCGGUCCCUCGAUUGAUGGCGUCGUAAUUCGAUCCGGGCACAGCAAUCAGGAGACAGACGAGCCAAUGAACCGAAACUCAAAACGCUCCCAGGAGAAUUCAGGACGUUACGAUGUGCUUUUUGGUGUUGUGACGGGGGAGGCAAUAUGGAGAUUUAGUGCGGCUGAUAUUCAAAAUGGCUUCGAAGGUGAACGACGGGAUAGAAUUAUUAGAACUUACGUCCGGAAUGCCUACUCCUAUCAUUUGAACGAGAUAUUUUACACGAUUGUCAACGAAUACACAGACUGGGAUCGGACGUCACAACACCCUAUCAAUACUCGAGACACAGCUGUUGCAGCACUUUCGGAUGCACAGUACAUUGCACCGUUGAUCCGAACUGCCGAUAUGCUAGCACCACCCCCCGCAGCUCCCACAGGGAACGGUCAAGAUGGUAAAGUGGGCCCCAAAUGCUACUUCUACGUGUUUGACUACCAAACAAAGGAUGGCGACUAUCCGCAAAGAAUGGGAACCGUCCAUGGCGAGGAUCUACCCUAUAUUUUCGGUGCACCACUUGUCGAGGGAUUCAGCCACUUUCCAAGCAAUUACACUAAAUCUGAGGUCGCACUGUCCGAAGCUGUUAUGAUAUAUUGGAGCAAUUUCGCUAGGACGGGGAAUCCAAAUGAGCCUCAUCGACAAGACACAAUGCUACCAGCUGCCAAGGAACGCAGUCGCUUCCGAAGUAUAAUGUGGGAGGAAUACGAUUCGCUUCAUCAGAAAUAUCUCGAAAUAGGAAUGAAGCCGCGCAUUAAGAAUCACUUCCGAGCCCAUCAGCUUUCGAUCUGGCUACGAUUAAUACCUGAACUUCAUAAAGCCGGCAUGGAGGACGUAAUUGCACGACAUAAUUUAUUUAAAAAUCACGACGACAUGAAUUUAUAUGAUGGCCUCGUAAAGCCUGACUCGUUGUCUCGCCUCUCGAUUCUCGAGGAUGCACUUAAAAGGACGUCCGGCAAUUCAAGCAACAUUGGAGUUCUCAGCGGAAUCACAACAGUUGAACCAUCAUCACUCACAACCUGCAUUCCGCUGAGUGCCAACUAUAGUGCCUUCGCGCCUACCACUAUCGUAAAUGCUACCACGGACACAUUGUCCGGCUUCGAAGCGGCAGGAUAUGCUGCCUAUUCUACAGCGCUAAGUGUAACCAUUGCCAUCGGAUGCAGUCUCCUCAUCCUGAAUGUCCUGAUUUUUGCAGGCGUUUACUAUCAGCGCGAUAAAACCCGCCUCGAAGUCAAAAGCCUGCAAAAGCAAUACCAACAGCGCGGUAUGCAUCAACAAGUUCCUUUCGAUCCUAUAAAACACGCCCACUAUCAUUUAGGUCAUUCGCAGAGUGCUAAUGUGAUUGUGGAUGUAGAGAAUCACGAUGCGGGCACAAUACUGCUAUCGGGAGACGUAAAAUCGCCUCAUAUUUGCUCAAAUGCAAUGCAAAUUAAUGCUGGAUGCGGCAUGCCAACGAAGGUACCGCUUGCGGACAAUGUGUCCUAUGCAGGAAGUGGCGGUGGAGGAGGAGGAGGGAGCACUGGAGGUGGAAAACAGCCGCGCGAACAUAUUCCCAUGAAAAAUACCCAAACGUUUGGUAGGAACAAUACAGGGAGCAGCGGAAAUAGUGGUGGGGGUGGGGGCGGAACAGGAAAUUCGGGAUCAAGCUAUACGAAUCCAGGUGUCAUGACCCUGCCGAAAGCAAGUUCAUUGCAUCAUACAACGACACUGAGCUACAGUAGAGGUGGAGCUGGAGGAGGAGGAGGAGGCAUUUCUAGCGUUGGAGGCGAUUGUAUGACACUGCCAAGGAAUAUUAAUUCAUCGACACACAACAAUCCAUCCUCGGGAACAACAGAAGCACAAUCGAACAAGCUUCAACCCAACGGCAGCCUUCUGGGCAUCCAUCAUAUACGAGCACCAAGACCACCCAUACGAACGGCAUCAAUUAAUUCACCGGAACAAUCAACAGCCAUUUGUGCGACAUCGGUUUCGCUUCAAGUACAAGGACAUCAUGGACAAGCCAACAAACAUAGUCAUAGUCAUCAAACGCAACAACAGCAACAGCAACAACAACAGCAACAGCAGCAGGAUCAAUUACAUAGUCUGAAUAGUUCUCAUCUGCAGCAGCAAUUACCGCAAGCGGCAAUCGAUGAGAUGCGAGUGUGAUAGGCAAGGGGGUGGGAGCACGACAACAACCAGUCGAUGCGACAACAAACAUCCGUUUCAAAAACUAUCAGCGCUAAUGCUCCUGCACACCCUCCUACGCGCCACAAUGUACGUUUCUCCGAGGACUACGCAUGACCUACGGAAAAAUAACUUUAUCAGAAGUAAACCUAAUUUGCGCGGUCUGCAUAUGUUGAAUUGAAGAAAUCUGAUUGAAGUGUUAGGUGAUAAAAUUUUAAUUCAUAAGUAGAUAAUUAUAAAUAAUAAAAUCAGAUUAAAAUGACGAAGGAAUGAACCCUUAUGAAAGUGAAUCGCUCAGUAGAGAAAAACACUCAUUUUCGGAAAAAAAUGCUAUUCUGCCAACAAGAAGUAUUUUAAGAUAACAUUAGUUGCAUAAUGAUGGCAAGAAUAUAAAAGAAAUGCAAAAUUUCGUUGUGUAAUGAAUUUUGUUUUGUGAUAACAAUCCUGAAUUGAAAUGCGAAACCUAAAUUUGCUAAAUCUGAAAUCCCAGCUCUCCUACAAAAUUUGUAUCAUCUUCCGUACUAGUGCGCUAUUUAGAUUAUGAUGUAUGUCAAAGUAAAACUACUAAAAACUGAAAAAAAUUAAAAGUAACGUAGUUUUUGUAAAAAAGAUACACUUUCGGGCACAUAUCGUACUAAAAAAGAUGCAACAAGAAUACUCGUAUCUAAACCAAAGCCCGUUUACUGUAGCGAGAAUUAUUGCAAAUUUGAGUGAAUUACCAAAAAGCCCCGCUCAUAGCGAAGUAAGUAUCACCACUUUUAAAUGUAACGAACCCAAGCAUCAAUGUACUCGUGUUUUUAAUGAGCUCAAUAAAUAAUCGAGUAUAAAGUAUGAUUAGAUAAAUUAUAUAAAAAAUUAUAGAAUCGAUCAAAUAUUUACGAUUAAGCUAAGCUACAAGGAGAAGUAAUUGUAAGUGGAGAAGUUAGCAUAAUACCAAGACACUAUUAUUUUGUUUCACAAAACCAUAAUGUUGAAAGAGAACAUAAUGUUUCCUCCAUGACGAAGGGUGUGUUCAACUAUUGCUAUUAUAAGGAAAGAAUCUAUUCUGUAUAGAAGUGAAAGAACGAAACAAACAAACUCACAAAAGAAGUCAUAUCAGAUAAUCAUAAACCCAAUGAAAUGCAAAAAUUCAAAGUAAAUAUGGACCCGAACUUCAAUUUGGAAACUUUAUAUUUUCUUUCAAUUCGCAUAGCGACAUGGAAAAAAGACUUGAGAAGUUUAACUAGAAUUUUUGCUACUUGAUACUUAUAGUUGAAAUGUUAAUGUUAGUAGUCUAAUGUACCCGUUGUAUAGUGUUAGUGUUAAGUAUUUCUACAUUGAACGGUUUGGGGAUAGCUGCAGUGACUCUGGCAGAAAAACAUUGGGGAAAAAACCCCAAUGGAUCUCUUUAUGCAAUAACCAAAAAUCUGGCGCUUCCUUAAUUAAUAUGCUUCUACAAUGACACAUCUUCCCUAAAGGAAAACAUUUCCGACAAUCAACACAAUAAUAUACGCGAGCGACCCGUCUUGUCAACCAACAGCACCUCAGGCUUGUCAUAUGGAGUAUGGCGAUCAGUCAGAACUUGCCGGUCCAAUACAUGCUGUAAGCAUAACAGUACAGCCAGAAAUGAGAUGGCCCAAUGUCUCUAACGCAGAACCACACAUUCUGCAC